GGAGGAGGAGGAGGGAUGGGACGCGGCUGAUGCUGAUGCGAGAGCUCGUACGUGACAGUGGUCGACAUCUGAAAACGGUGCAACUUUUCCCCUCCGAUUUAAUUCGUUUUUCGCCAUGAAGUAGACAUGACUGUUUUUCUGCUCGGCGUUUUUUUUGGAGGAGGAAUCAUCGUCACGGCGUUCGGCUGGCCUUCUUGAGGGACCGACACAGGUGGAUUCCCGCUUGCCGCAAAACGACAAAUGUAGAUAUCACCUUGGACUAGCAAAUACGUGACAACAUCCUCAGCUACACCGUCUAUCAAGUGACAUCCACGCCGGCCUUUAGGUGAUACCAGCAAGGACUUAGAAGGCGGACGGACUGUUUGGCCUGUUAGCGAGCUAAUGGGCUAAUUUGGCUAGCUAGCUAGACAUUUAGCCAAUGGGAAGGGGAGCGGUGGGAUGCUGGAAGGAGGAGUUUGAAGGCUAGUUGCGGGAAUACGUUCCUUUCAGCAUACGCGUUUUGCUAGCAGAUAAACGCCAAAUGGAGAGCAUUAUUACAAUUUUAGGUCGUCGUUGUUGGGUUCGUUUCCCAUUAACUGGUUCUUCUUAUUGAUGUAUACUAAUUAGCUUGGUAAUGAUACACGACGAUGAAUCGGCUAAAUACGCUAAUGUUUACAAACAGUUGUAUCUUCAUUUGUAUUUCGUCCUUCUUGUAAGCUUUCUGGCUAGAUGUUAAAGUAUGUUUGGGCUGAAUGAUUUUCGGACAACCAGGUGUAGACCUACCAUCCCUGAAGUGCACCGAGUAAGUCCAAAUAUUUAAGUAUGGCUUAAAAACGGAUUAGCUAAUACGUUUCAUCGAUAUGGUUGCCAGACAGUUAGGUUAAAAAUGUUCAACAGUGCGUGAAAAGCGGCAUUGUACAUUUUCUCGUUGACGUGCAUUGAGAAACAAACUAGCAUUUAUCACCUGUAAUAUACACAUACAUCAUUUAAAAUAUGGCAGUUAGGUUGCAAGGCUGGAUUUUGGAGAACACGGUGAGAUAAAGUAGCCAAACAGAAAUGGAACCUACAGUAGUGUCUAGCCCUUUGGGGCAUGCACAGCAAGCAUUUCCUCUUGGAUUUCUCACCCUGGAUUCAGACAAUGGAGGUGUCCUUUGUCCAAACAACACUGGUCAGACAGGUUUGCAUUUUGGAGACCAGAAGCAGACAGUCCAACCAAGCAACAUGGAAAAAACCUCUCAGCCGGGCAAGCCGGUAGAGUUGGAUCAACUUUUAUACAUUUCCGAUUAUUCCUGUGGAGAUUUGUUUUUUGACGGACGUCGUUCUCCUGAUUCACAAGUUCCUCCACACAGAGGAGAGACAAUGUCUCGCUCGGAAAGAAACAAGGAACCUGAUGAAGCCAGUGACUUCAUGCUCUCGUGGCUGUUUUCUCCCAACCUCACUGAUGUGGUUGGGAAAAACUUUGCAUUCGAGGAGGCCUCUCUCGGGGGUAGCGAUGUCCUCAGUGAACAGACUGACAGUUCGCAACUGAAAUGGAAUUGUGCUAUAAACCCAGGAGAGUCACUUAUUUACCUAGAUCUCCCAGAUGAUCCGGCUUGUGCCACUUCAGAAUCUUCAGGUGUGUCACAUGAUGUCAAUGAAGCACCGGCACAGAAGGAGAGCAGGGAGACUUUGUCAUGUGAAACUGAAGACAAAGGUUUAUUCCCAGAUCAAGUGACAUCUCUGCCAGUAAACAGUAGCUCAACGCUGCAAGAGCUACCUGACGGCAGCACACCACUGACGUGUCCUCAAGGGUCUGUGCCUUUGAUGGAUUUAGAGUAUCCAGAUCCUGACAGUGGUCUUACACUUCACCCUGCUGGUCCACAACAGUUGGAUCUAUCAGAGGAUUCCCACGUGGAACAUGCAGGACUAUUCAGGACUUUAGGGCAACGAGGUGAGGGUGACUCAUCUUAUGUGAUUUCGUCACCUGAGGAUGCCUUCAUCCACGGUGACCUCAGGAGCUUGUCUGUGGAGAGUACGCCAAAAGAUUCGAUAGAAAACAAAAUAAAAAAUGAAGCAAAUGAGGCAAUGGCAUUGGAUCUGUGCUUAAGCCCCGAUGAGGUGUCUUGGAACUUGGAGCCAAAGGAGGAAGUACACAAUGACACCGCUCCCAAUUUGGGACACAGGGAAGGGCAGCUCCAGGAGUUGGAAACGUCUACUGAGGAGACUAAAUGGACUAGUGAGCAAAGUGUGGACACUGUUUCCCUAUCUAAGAUGGUGGGACAUGACUCACUGCCAGUGGUUUCAGCUGUGAACACGAGGGAGGAAGAAGCCUCGCCACUUAAAACUGUAUUUGAUGCUUUAGACCAGGAUGGAGAUGGCUUCGUUCGCAUUGAGGAGUUUAUGGAGUUUGCUGCCGCCUAUGGAGCUGAUCAGGUAAAAGAUCUGACCAGGUUUCUGGAUCCCAGCGGCCUGGGAGUAAUCAGCUUUGAAGACUUCCACAGAGGAAUUUCAGCGAUCAGCAAUGGAGGCCCAGAGCCACAGCUGUACAGUGCAAACUACAGUCCAGAGGACGGAGCUGUGGGCUGUCCUGAAGAAUAUGAUGAGCAAAAUGAGGUGACGGACAGUGCGUACCUGGGUUCAGAGAGCACCUACAGUGAAUGUGAGACUUUCACAGAUGAGGACACCGGUGCCCUCGUGCCCCCUGAAAUGCAUGAGGAUGUGGACACAGACAGUGGUAUUGAGGCGGCUCUUCACGACCCCGAAGAUGCCAUGAACAGUUUCUCCCUCAAUUCUGAACUGCACAACCCCUCCCUGGUGACCGUCAUCAGUGGCGAGGAGGAGCACUUUGAAGAUUUUGGGGAGAGCAAUACUUCAGAGCUGCUGCUGGAGAGCACUGAGGAAGGUGUGGCCAACUCGCCUCUGGCACAGACACCUCAGCAGAUCAAUGUCUCCUCUCUGCUCUCUCCCAGCGCACCUGCUCCUCUCCCUGACUGCUUCCAGAGCUUCCUCAGGGAGGAGGCGCUGGACUUUUUCUGUAGCCAGUGUCACAAACAAAUAAGUCGCCUCGAGGACCUCUCCACUCGCCUCAAUUUCCUAGAGAUGACUAGUGCUGGCAAGAGGCUGUCCAGCAAGAAGGUGGCAAGACAUCUUCUGCAGAACAGCUCAAUAACACUGGACACAGUGAGCGACUUGACACGCGACAUCCUGGAGCUGGCCGAUAAUGACAUCACAGAUAAGAUGCUGCUGCUCGAGCGGCGCGUGGCCGAGCUGGAGAAGGAGUCCGAAGCUUCAGGAGAGCAGCACGCUCGCCUGCGGCAGGAGAAUCUUCAGUUGGUGCACCGCGCCAAUGCCUUGGAGGAGCAGCUGAAGGAGCAGGAGCUUCUCGCGGAUGAGCAGCUGCAGCAUGAAACGCGCCGUCACAAGGAAGCACUGAGCAAGAUGGAGAGAGAGAGAGGGAUGGAGGUGGAGAACUUGCAGGCCAGAAUGCAGCAACUAGAUGAGGAGAACAGCGAGCUGAGGUCCUGUGUUCCUUGUCUACGAGCCAACAUUGAGAGGUUAGAGGAGGAGAAACAGAGGCUUGAAGACGAGACAGAUGUGAUGAGCGACAGGUGGAAGGAAGAGAUGGAGUCCCGCCAGAAGAUGGCUGACAAACUGAGCUAUGAGCGCCAUCAGAACCAGAAAGAGAAGGAGAGCACACAGGAGCUGAUUGAGGACCUGCGCAAACAGCUUGAGCACUUGCAGUUGUACAAGCUGGAGGCCGAAGCAAAAAGGGGACGCACACCCGGCGCUGGACUGCAGGAGUACCAGACCCGCACCCGUGAAGCAGAACUGGAGCAAGAGAUCAAACGACUCAAACAGGACAACCGCAGCCUAAAGGAGCAGAAUGACGAGCUGAACGGCCAGAUCAUCAACCUGAGCAUCCAGGGAGCAAAGAACCUCAUGUCGGCCUCAUUUUCAGACUCUUUGGCAGCUGAAAUUAACUCUGUGUCCCGCUCUGAGUUGAUGGAGGCCAUCCACAAACAGGAGGAGAUUAACUACAGGCUACAGGACUACAUUGACAAAAUAAUCGUGGCCAUCAUGGAGUCCAACCCUUCCAUUCUUGAAGUCAAAUAGACACCACAGUAACAUCUUUAGGUUAGAAAACAACAAUAACCCCCCUGAAAAAUAGAUUUUGUGUGUGUGUGUGUGUGUGUGUGUGUGUGUGUGUAAUGUGCUUCAGGUUCUGGUGACUUCCAUGUUAUUGGCCAGAGGAACCCGAGCCUGCACUGCUGGAUGAAUGUGUGAAACUUAAUCACCCCAUUUCCCACCCUUGAGGUGUCACUCAAAGUGAAGGAUUAGGCAAUUCUAUACCUUGAAGGCCUUAAAAUCAGAGGUGAUCACAUGUCUCCUGCAUACCGCACUUGCCUCACUUGCAACUGGAAUUGUCAAGCAGGAUGCUGACUCGUGUUGAAGAAGCUAUAUGAAGCACUGGUCAGUUUAUUUCUAGUCAACCCAAGUGAGGGACAUUUCUUGGGGUUGAGGAGGAAAAAUGCCCUGAGGGUUGUGUUUUGUAUGUGACGUGACCUGUUUUUUGCAAGCUUCUGUUCUAAAUGGUGGAACUGUGUGGUCUAUAAAUUUUUUCAUCUCAUUAUUAUUAUUUUACAAUGAAACAGAGUCUUGGAGCUCGGGGGGGGCUACAGCCUGACUCCAGUGUUCUCUUGCUGAGUGAAAGAAAGUGUUUUUUGUGUGUUUCUUUGCUGCACAAGUGAAACUGUUAAGACUGAAAAUAUGUUUAACUGGUUAUAUGUGAAGAAUAUUAUGGUUGCACUAUUUUUUUUCUUAAAGGGAUCAAAUUGUAAAUGAAGCUGAAGAUAAAUAUAAGUUGUGGGAUUUAACACACGCUCAGGUGUGGGCUCAUGCGACGACCAACCUAUGAGGCAAUCAUAUAUGUGGAAAUAACACUUUAGCACGUAGUGGGAUAGCCAUGUAAUAAGACUUGCAUGGACCUUUUAUUUCUUCAAGCAUCAUCUGCUUUUUCCCCCCCACGUGACGCACAAAACUACACUGAUGCUCCACUCUUCAAGGACAAAUGGACAAUGGACCUUAAGAAAUGGACACUGAUGGUGUAAGAGUCCAGCUUUGCUUUCUGCACAAAACGUUCCUUCACCUGCCACUCCAUGGAAUAUGGCCUUGGAUGUAAAUUACUUGUAAAGUUUUUUCUACACUCAUUCUAGAUUCUAGGUAUUUUUUUAGUAUUGAGGGGAACAACAACAAUUUCUCAUCUUGAGGUGAGAGAAAUGACGAGGCUGCCUAUAUUCUUCUCUAGCAUGUAGCGUGUACAGCACCAUUGUUUUGAUUACACACAUAUUUAUUCAGCGUCCGAUACAAAGAUGACACUUUGUUUUGAUGCGAUUAUUUAAUUUACAAAUGUGUUUGGGGAGAGAAAUGUGCAUCAUUUCAAAGGCUCAAUAGCAGUUUGUCAGUGGAGGUCGCUGCAUUCUUCUGUAUAUCGCUGUGACCACUCGAGGGUCCUUAUUAUAGAGCUUAUAGAGUCGUCUUCCUGUUUGGAGUCAGGUACUGCAUGGAAACACUGAUUUUCAUUGUACAGUUCAGUCUACUGAGUGAUUAUACCCUCUUAGAACACUUGUUUUCUUGUUUUUGCUGCAAUUGAAGCGUUUCCCCACUUAAUUUUUGACAGUACAAAAUCAUUCAAGCUUAACAAAUCCGACAAUUCAUUCUCUUUGUCAUCUAAUUGCGUGACGAUUGGAGUACUAAUAGGAUAGAUGGUCCGAAUGACAACAUUCCCUUUUAGUCGAGCUGAUUGCACUUUAACAGGUUCCUUCAAAAUCCUGGUUUCACAAUGGCCAAAGAUGUGGUAAUUUAUCCCAAUUAUUCAUCACACUCACUUCACUGUCCUGUAAUGAAGCAAAACAAAUAGUCUAAAACACUGCCUGUGCUCCAACCAAACCUAAUAGUGAGCCCUGCGGGUGUGGGGGGGAAGCACUGCCCACCCCACAGCCACGUUUUUGUUUAAAUGAUCAAUAAUGAAAAUGUAAAUAUUAAUCUUUUUUUUCUUUUUUUCCCCCCCUCCUUCUUCUACAUAUCACUUCCAAUGUCCAAAGAAAAGUUCCAGGCGACACUCACUACUUGUGUAGUGCAUGACUUGCCAUUCAUUGUGUGACAUGGGAAGAUGAAAUAUAGAAAGAUGAAAUAGUCAUAUUUUCAAAAAUAAAUGUAUAAAUUAUAUAACCGUAUUGGUUAAAGCUGUAUAUUAUUUUUUGGGAAUAUCCCCCAGUUGUUAUCAGGAAAUGGGGAAUAUAAUUUUGGUCAUUGUAAAAAGAGAAAUUAUAAAAGUAAGCAGUGAGUGUACGAGUAGGAAAAUAAAAGGAAUAAAAUGA
This is a messenger RNA of Dunckerocampus dactyliophorus (ringed pipefish), 6335 nucleotides long. It is a transcript of the gene rab11fip3, whose product is annotated as RAB11 family interacting protein 3 (class II). Gene Ontology annotation, biological process: endocytic recycling; regulation of cytokinesis. Gene Ontology annotation, cellular component: cleavage furrow; recycling endosome membrane; endocytic vesicle. The transcript is spliced from 14 exons. Lineage: Eukaryota; Metazoa; Chordata; Actinopteri; Syngnathiformes; Syngnathidae. Gene Ontology annotation, molecular function: calcium ion binding. The coding region runs from base 1036 to 4071 and encodes 1011 amino acids. The record is from RefSeq and is a predicted model, not a curated record.